CAAUUCUCCUCUAAAAUGUUCAAGUUUGCGGCUCUCGUGUCCUUCGUGGCGCUCGCGUCUUCUGUCGCCAAGGCACAAUCUCCAGUCUGGGGCCAGUGCGGCGGCAUUGGCUGGACCGGUUCUACUGCAUGUGCUUCCGGAUCCACUUGCACGUACAGCAACGACUACUACUCUCAGUGCAUCCCGUCGUCCAAUGCACCUGGCUCCAGCUCUGCCUCUGCUACCCCAACCACGGCCCCUUCGAGCAGCUCUGCGACGGGCACCGCGACAUCCAGUUCUGCCUCCAGCUCUGCAACUCCUGUUGCUGGCAAUCCUUUCACCGGCUAUAGCGUCUACCUUUCUCCGUACUAUACCGCGGAAGUCCAAGCGGCGGCUGCCAACAUCAGCGACUCCACCCUAAAAGCCAAGGCUCUGAGCGUUGCCAAUAUCCCGAAUUUCACCUGGUUUGACCAGGUCGCGAAGGUCCCUACGCUUGGGACUUACUUGGCUGACGCCAACUCCAUUGCUGCGAGCACCGGAAACAAGCAACUCGUACAGAUCGUCAUAUACGACUUGCCCGAUCGUGACUGUGCUGCCAAGGCUUCCAACGGAGAAUUCACAAUCUCCGACAACGGUUUGGCUAAUUACGAAAACUACAUUGACCAAAUUGUUGCCCAAAUCAAACAAUACCCUGAUGUCCGUGUUGUCGCUGUCGUCGAGCCUGACUCUAUCGCCAACCUGGUGACCAACCUGAGCGUGCAGAAGUGUGCCGAGGCUCAGGCGACCUAUAUGACGGCUGUUGAGUAUGCCAUCGAGCAGCUGGCGACCGUAGGGGUGUAUAUGUACCUCGAUGCUGGUCAUGCUGGGUGGCUCGGUUGGCCCGCCAACCUCACUCCCGCUGCUCAGCUCUUUGCUCAAAUCUAUACGGCGACCGGGAGUUCCCCAUUCUUCCGCGGCCUUGCGACUAACGUUGCAAACUACAAUGCUCUCAGUGCCGCAUCUCCUGACCCUAUCACACAGGGCAACCCGAACUAUGAUGAGCUUCACUAUAUAAAUGCUCUUGCACCUGUUCUUCGCAGUCAAGGCUUCCCAGCCCAGUUCAUUGUCGACCAAGGUCGCUCUGGUGUGCAGAACAUUCGCCAGCAGUGGGGUGACUGGUGCAACAUCAAAGGUGCCGGCAUUGGCACACGCCCGACGACCAAUACAGGCUCUUCAUACAUAGACUCCAUCGUCUGGGUCAAGCCAGGAGGCGAGAGUGACGGUACCAGUAAUAGCUCCUCGCCUCGCUAUGAUAGCACUUGCUCUUUGUCUGAUGCAACUGUACCUGCGCCAGAAGCUGGAACGUGGUUCCAGUCGUAUUUCCAAACCUUGGUGUCUGCUGCCAACCCUUCGCUGUAAAACAACAUGAGGAGAGUCCGUGAUGGAACUCAUGAGUUCUUGGAGGUCACGCAUUGGGAGUUUGUUAUAUGUAACAGAUAAAUACAUAGACUCUUUUGCCUGAUACGGGCAGGCAUAUCACGAAGGUCGAGUUCGACGAUCAUAUGCUUUGAUAGUAGCUGCGUCAUAUAGAUUGACGGUGAUGUGUAUUGUUGAAUGAUCUUUAGAUCUACCAUGAAGUUAAUUUGGACAAUCU
Heterobasidion irregulare TC 32-1 is the source of this 1612-nucleotide messenger RNA. It is a transcript of the gene gh6.1, whose product is annotated as glycoside hydrolase family 6 protein. Bases 16 to 1377 code for a protein of 453 amino acids. The transcript has 8 exons. NCBI's taxonomy places the organism in Eukaryota, Fungi, Basidiomycota, Agaricomycetes, Russulales, Bondarzewiaceae. Gene Ontology annotation, molecular function: cellulose binding; hydrolase activity, hydrolyzing O-glycosyl compounds. The record is from RefSeq and is a predicted model, not a curated record. Gene Ontology annotation, biological process: cellulose catabolic process. Gene Ontology annotation, cellular component: extracellular region.